AUGGCGUUGAUCGCGCCUGUCAUAACCGUCCUUGAAAUGGCAUCCCUGCGUUUCGGGAUGCCGGCGUUCUUGAAGCAUAUCGAAGUUGACAAUUUCAAAUCUUAUAAAGGAAAGCUUAUUAUCGGCCCGCUAAAGUCAUUUACAGCUGUAGUUGGCCCCAAUGGAUCCGGAAAGUCCAAUUUUAUGGAUGCGAUCAGUUUCGUCAUGGGCGAGAAGACUAGCAGUCUACGAGUCAAAAGAUUCAGCGAGCUGAUUCAUGGUGCAUCCAUUGGUAUGCCAGUAGCACGAAGUGCUUCAGUAACAGCUGUAUUUGAGUUGGAAGAUGGAACUGAAAAAAGCUUUAUGCGUUCAGUACAAGGUUCUUCUUCUGAACACAGAAUUAAUAAUAAUGUUGUUACCAGUCAAGUUUAUCUUAAUGAGUUGGAGCACCUUGGUAUUAAUGUUAAAGCAAAGAAUUUUUUGGUAUUCCAAGGUGCUGUUGAAUCUAUAGCCAUGAAAAAUCCAAAGGAGCGCACUGCUCUGUUUGAGGAGAUCAGUAAUUCUGGUUCAUUAAAAACAGAAUAUGAAAGACUAAAAACAGAAAUGCUAAAAGCUGAAGAAGAAACUCAAUUUUCAUAUCAAAAAAAGAAAGGAAUUGCUGCCGAAAGAAAAGAAGCAAAAUUAGAAAAAGAAGAGGCUGAAAAAUAUCAACGUCUCAAAGAAGAAUAUGUGCGUAUAUGCUUUGAUUUUGCUGUAGUAGUUAAGGGAGCAUAGAAUUUUUUUGGCUUCAUAAAGUAUUUUUCAUGUUUCUUUUUUCUA
Trachymyrmex septentrionalis is the source of this 798-nucleotide messenger RNA. Its product is annotated as structural maintenance of chromosomes protein 1A-like. The record is from RefSeq and is a predicted model, not a curated record. The transcript is spliced from 6 exons. Gene Ontology annotation, molecular function: ATP binding; DNA binding; ATP hydrolysis activity. Gene Ontology annotation, biological process: sister chromatid cohesion. Bases 1 to 753 code for a protein of 250 amino acids. Gene Ontology annotation, cellular component: cohesin complex; nucleus. Lineage: Eukaryota; Metazoa; Arthropoda; Insecta; Hymenoptera; Formicidae.